Thalassophryne amazonica is the source of this 1476-nucleotide messenger RNA. It is a transcript of the gene hoxb1b, whose product is annotated as homeobox B1b. The coding region runs from base 365 to 1195 and encodes 276 amino acids. The record is from RefSeq and is a predicted model, not a curated record. Gene Ontology annotation, cellular component: nucleus. Gene Ontology annotation, molecular function: DNA-binding transcription factor activity, RNA polymerase II-specific; RNA polymerase II cis-regulatory region sequence-specific DNA binding. Gene Ontology annotation, biological process: regulation of transcription by RNA polymerase II. NCBI's taxonomy places the organism in Eukaryota, Metazoa, Chordata, Actinopteri, Batrachoidiformes, Batrachoididae. The transcript is spliced from 2 exons.
ACAAUAAUAAUAAAAAAAUCCUAAAGACAAAUAGUGGUGUUAAAACUUCCAUUAUUGUGAUUAAAGAUUUUCAUUUUUCUGACAUUUUCAGCCUCUUGGUCGUGUUCUUAUCAGAUGGAUGAGCGCGUUUGAUUGAAGCAUUUGUCAUGUAAAUGUGCGCUCUUUGAUGGACGACCCUGUAGACUUGACGGAGUGCUGUAGGUGCUUUGCCAUUGGCGUUUAGUGGGUCACAUGGUGAGUCAGGAAGGUGAUAUGAGGAUGGAAGGCACUUUAACAGCUUUGACACACUACCUAGAAGGUUUAGGGCAAACGGAGCAACGAUUAAUGACUGCUCGGACUUGAUAGGUUCGAAACGAAUAACAGGAUGAACUCCUACUUAGACUAUACUGUGUGCAACCGAGGAGCAAAUCUUUUUAGUGCCAAGGCCGGAUACCACACUCUGAACCACGGAUACAUGUCGCCUGUACCGCCCAACUCGUGCGCAACAAGUGAUAGUUAUGCACCGGACGGGCGCGUAGCUGCUGCAACUUCUGCGCCACUCCAGAGUGCGGGCCUCCCUCUGCAUCACCAGACACACCUGGAUCUGCAGUUUGCAACGCCGGGGAGCUCGGUGUAUGGCUCUCCAUUGGAUUACGGACAGUACGGCCUCGCGCCCGAGCAAGAACGAGGCUUCAUUCAUGCGCAUGGAGCAAACGUGGCUGCGUACACUGGGGACAGCUGUGGGCCCGGAGGUGCAGCGGGUAGCCAGUAUCUGUUUGGUAACGGGGAGCAGGAGACCGUUUACACAAAGUUACAGCCCCAAAGCAGGGAGAAGGAUUUGGAUCACGUGGAGGAAACAUCUAAAACAUUCGACUGGAUGAAAGUGAAGAGGAAUCCUCCGAAAACAGCUGUCCUGUCGGAGUUCGGAGCUGCGGGUCAGCACAACGUCAUCCGCACCAACUUCACCACCAAGCAGCUGACCGAGCUGGAGAAAGAGUUCCACUUCAACAAAUACCUGACGCGGGCACGCAGGGUGGAGGUGGCCGCCAGUCUAGAGCUCAACGAGAUGCAGGUGAAAAUCUGGUUUCAGAACCGCAGAAUGAAGCAGAAGAAACGCGAGAAACUGGGUUGCGUUUCGGUGAAAACCGCCUCGGCACCUGCGGAGAAAGUCUGUGCGCCCGAGUCCUCUCCAAACGCCAAAGGGAGCCAACCGUGAGGCGGCCCCCGGAGACCUCGGUCUCACCAUUCCAAAAACUGUGAAAAAAUGCGUUUGGACUUGUGAACAGGAAUUCUGGAUACCGAGAAUGUUGAAUUGUUUUCUUUUAACCUUUUAAACUCAUGAUGUAUUUUGUGUUGAAAGGCGCAUUGUUUGCACUAUUUAUUUACAGGGUAUUUUCCAACAACUGUUGAAGUGAUUUGGCAUUAAAUAAAGUUUAUAAAAUGAAAAUAAAGAAUGCAGUUAAAAAUGAGCAUUGUCACAGUAUUUAUAAAAAUAAU